AUGUAAAAUAAUAAAGCAAUCGAGAUAUAUUUAAGAGUUCGUCCAACAAAAAAAACAUACCAAGGAAUAAGUAAAAUAAAAUAAAUAAAUAAGUUAAUAAUAAAAAAUAUAGAUACCUUCGAAGAGGAUAAUAAAAUUGACUUUAAAAUCCUUAAAGACAUCUAAUAAGGUUACGUAAACAAUAGUAAAGAAACAUAUUCAUUUGCUUUUGAUAAAUUAUUGAAUUAAAAAUCUUCUUAAGAAAAGGUCUUCAAAAGCAUUGCCCAAGAAGUAUGCGAUUCUGCAUUACAAGGAUUUAAUGGAACUAUAUUUGCUUAUGGUCAAACUGGUUCUGGUAAAACUUUUACAAUGACCGGAGGGCCUGAUAGUUAUGAAGAUCGAGGUAUAAUCCCUCGAACAUUGAGUUAUAUUUUCUAAUAAACUAAAAAGUUAGAUAACUAUUUUUUCCAAAUAUCAAUUUCAUAUAUAGAAAUAUACAAUAAUUAAGGCUAUGACCUCCUAGACGAAAAUCACUCCGCAAAAAAAAUUGAAGAUUUAAAAGCCGUAAUUCCCCGUGAAACUGAAAAUGAGGAAAUUAUAUUAAGCGGUUUAUCAAUACAUAAAGCAAUUAAUGAAGAAGAUGCCUUAAAUUUAUUAUAUAUAGGUGAUGUAAACCGUGCGGUUUGCGAAACUCCAAAAAAUGAUGUUUCGACUAGGUCACAUUGUAUUUUUACGAUAAUGAUAGAAAGUAGAAAAACUGAUUCGGAUGUAAAAACUAUGAGUAGAAUUCAUUUGGUGGAUCUUUCCGGUUCUGAAAGAAUUAAAAAUACAGGAAUAGAAGGAAAAUUGGAAAAAGAGGCAAGAAAUAUAAAUUUAAGCUUGCAUUUUUUAGAACAUGUUAUAGUAUGUUUAAAUAAAAGGGCGUAAGGAGAAAAUAUUCAUGUCCCCUAUAGAAAUUCGCUAAUGACGCUUAUUUUAAGAGACUCUUUAGGAGGAAAUUGUAAAACGAAAAUGAUUUCUACUAUAAGUGCCGAAGAACCAGAUAUUUUAGAAAGUAUUUCGACUUGCAAAUUUGCGUAAAGGGUUGCUUUGGUAAAAAAUUAUGUAGUUAAAAAUGAGGCAGUAGAUCCUGCAGUUAUUAUUGAAAGACUGAAAAGGGAAAAUGCAUAACUAAAGGCAGAAAUUAAUUUGUUAAAAGGAGAAAAUGUUAAAGAUAAAUUAGAUGCAGAUGAUAUAGAUAUUUGUAGAUAAAAAGUUGAAGAAUAUAUUAAUCAUUCAGAUCCUUCCUUUUAACUCGUUUUAAGUGACAGAUUAUUUAUUAAUGAAUGUUUUUAUUAAAUGAAACAUAAAAUAAAUAAUUAGUUAAAGUAAAAUAAUAAUCCUUAAAAUUAAAUUAUUAAUAAACAAAGCGGUUUAAAUGAAAAUGCUUAAAAUACACUAAAAAAUGUCCAAUAUAAUCAUUUAGAGGAAGAAAUUAAAAAACUUAAGUUACUUGUUUAAUAAAGAGAUAAUGAAAUAAUGAUUCUUUUAAAUUUAGUUAAUAAAAACAAAGGAGCAAGUAUUAGUGUACCCGUAUAUAGAGAAAACAACGAAAUUAAUUUAAAUGAAAAUUCUUUAAUAAGAUAAAAUUCUCCAAAAAAAAUCGAUUUUCCUUAAUUUGAAUAAUUAUAAUAAAGCAUAAUAGGAAAUUAAUAAAAGUAUUAAAAAAAUGUAUAACCCAAUAAUUUAGAAUCAAAAACAAAAGAAAAUAUAUAAGAUGUCAAUACUUUUCAUACUUAAUCUAUUUUAACAUAAGCUAGAUAAUCACUUUUGUAAAAUAAUGAAGUAAAUGAAAUGCUUUUAGCACCUUUAAAUCUCACUAACGAAUAGUUAAUGGAUAGGGCUAAUUGUUUUGAAAUUUUUAGAAAAAGUUAUAGAAAAAAUUAAGUUAUGGAAGAAAAUAAAAAUGUUUUGAAAGAAAAAUUCGAAAAAGCGAGAUAAUUAGGAUAAUAAGUUAAUAAUGCAAGAAGUAAAAUUGAUUAGAUGAAAAACAUUAUUGAAGAUUUAAGAAAAGAAAGAGCCCUAAAAGGACUUCUAGAAGGAGAAAAUGAAGAUUAUAAACAUCCUGAAGAGGUUAAUUUAUUAAAUAAUAUUGAAGAAUAAAAAAAGAUAUAUAAAGAAAACUUUAAUUAUUUGAAAGAUAUUAAAGCUGAAAUCGAAAAUAUAUAAAAAUUACUAUAAAGAAAUAAAGACAAAAUGUAAUAAGAUUUUGAAAAGUGGCUUUAAGUUAUGACUUAAUAAAGAUAAUAAAUGACUUUGAAAAAUCAAAGUAUUACAAGUAAUAUUUUAACUAAUAUAAAUAAUAACACUACUACUAUUAAUAAUAAUAAUACUAGUGCUAAUACUAGUAUGAUUUAGGUAAGUAAAAUUAAUGAUAAAGAAGUAGAAAAAAAACUUUAAGCUUUUUAUAAAGCUAGAGAUGAAAUAUAUAGAAACUGA
This is a messenger RNA of Ichthyophthirius multifiliis, 2457 nucleotides long. Its product is annotated as kinesin family member 6, putative. NCBI's taxonomy places the organism in Eukaryota, Ciliophora, Oligohymenophorea, Hymenostomatida. The record is from RefSeq and is a predicted model, not a curated record. Gene Ontology annotation, molecular function: microtubule motor activity; ATP binding; microtubule binding. Gene Ontology annotation, biological process: microtubule-based movement. The transcript is spliced from 5 exons.